Molecule: messenger RNA, 3898 nt
Organism: Clupea harengus (Atlantic herring)
Lineage: Eukaryota; Metazoa; Chordata; Actinopteri; Clupeiformes; Clupeidae
Gene: vat1l
Product: vesicle amine transport 1-like
Molecular function (GO): zinc ion binding; oxidoreductase activity
Source: RefSeq, a predicted model, not a curated record
UUGUGAGCAGAGCGCACCUUUGCCUUGACAAUGGAAAGUGCACCUACACAAGACUGAACCAUUCAAUUCAUAGAGUGAGGGGUGAAAUAUAAAAGCUACUUAGAUGGUUUUACCAAAAUAAAUGGAGAAACAAACUACAAAUUUGUAAAUGUUGUGACAUGAUAAUGACAAAGGUAAUUCUUUUCUAUGAAGGCCCUUGUCAGGCCUAUGUUGCAAUGUGUCCUUUUUAGAACUGAGAGCCCUUGCUAAAUUGGUCAGUCAGAAGCCAUUUAAUGGUGUUGCAUGUUUCAUUUGCCGUGGAUAGAUAGUGAAAGGUGUUAUUCUGCCUUUGGACUAUUAACACUGAAUGAGAGAGCUAAUGACCAGUAUUAUAGCAAGCAACAACUUAGAUCACUUUAAGUCAUAUAGCCUAUAACUUAUUAUUUUUUCCAAAGUUCAAGCUGAGAUUUUAAAACAUUUUAAAUGAGCUCUCUAUGGAUGGAAGCAAUUCCCUAUCCUUCAGUUUGUAAUGGAAACAAAAAAGACAUGACAGAAAUUACUAGGCUACUGUGUUCUUAGUUGGUUUCACACAUUUUAAAUAUGCCCAUGGAGUGUCAUCUCAAAACAUCAGUCUUGAAGAAUCCGAUUGCUGUGAUAUUAUCAAAAUGAUAAAUUAUAGCAAGUUACCGAAAGUUUAAAUCAACGUUAUAUUUUUAAGUUACACGUGUACACACAGUUUUACGGUAGUCUCCUUUCACAGCGGCCAAAUCCGUUCAGCCAUAGCAAUUUAGCAGCAUUUGCUGCACUGUGUACAGGGAUACGCAACCUGCGGUAACCACAUCGCUGGGAGGGGUUGACGGAACCCGUUAGUUUGCUAUCUCAGCCUGCUCAUGAAACCCACGGAUAUGCCAAAGGAGGGAGCGGAGAUGACAGAAGAAACUGAUCAUAUGAUAGAGAAAAAUUGCGCUAAAGAAUCAGAGAAUGUCGCGUCUGCGGGGGAUGCCAAAGAAAUGCGCGUCGUAGUGCUUACUGGCUUUGGGGGUCUGAACAAACUCCGGGUAACCAAGAAACCGAUGCCAGACCCACAGGAAGGAGAGGUCAAAAUUCGGGUUAAAGCAUGUGGCUUGAACUUUGUGGACCUCAUGGUUCGACAAGGAAAUAUUGAUAACCCUCCAAAGACUCCACUUGUACCUGGUUUUGAAUGCUCAGGAAUAGUGGAAGCGAUGGGAGACAACACGACAGGAUUUGAGAUUGGUGACCGGGUCAUGGCAUUUGUGAAUUACAAUGCUUGGGCUGAGGUGGUCUGUUCACCACUGGAUUUUGUCUACAAAAUCCCAGAUGAUAUGACUUUCACUGAGGCUGCAGCCUUUUCCAUGAACUUUGUGGCCGCCUACAUGAUGUUGUUUGAAGUUGCCAAUCUCCGGGAGGGCAUGUCAGUCUUGGUUCACUCAGCAGGAGGAGGUGUGGGUCAAGCUGUUGCUCAGCUCUGCUCAACCGUUCCGAACGUCACCCUGUUUGGGACCGCCUCACCCUUUAAACACGAGGCCAUCAAAGACUCGGUGACUCACCUGUUCGACAGAAACAUCGAUUAUGUGCCAGAAGUGAAAAAGAUCUCUCCAGAGGGGGUAGACAUUGUCCUGGACUGCUUAUGCGGAGAGAACACUGGGAAAGGCCUUGGCCUUCUAAAGCCCCUGGGCACAUAUAUCCUUUAUGGCUCAUCAAACAUGGUAACUGGAGAGACAAAAAGUUUCUUCAGUUUUGCCAAAUCUUGGUGGCAAGUGGAGAAGGUCAACCCCAUUAAGCUCUAUGAGGAGAACAAAGUAAUGGCCGGGUUCUCGCUCCUAAAUCUCCUCUUUAAGCAGGGUGGAUGCAGCCAGGUGAAGAACGCAGUCCACAAACUCUUUUCCCUUUACAACCAGCAGAAGAUAAAACCUCUCGUAGACUCCCUGUGGGCACUGGAGGAGGUGAAAGAGGCUAUGCAGAGAAUCCAUGACAGAGGCAACAUAGGGAAACUAAUCCUGGAUGUGGAAAAGUCCCCCACCCCUUUGAUGGCUAAUGAUAGCACAGAGACCAGUGAGGCAGGCGAAGAGGAGGAAGAACAUGAGGGGGACAAUGACAACAAGGAGCGCAUGCCCUUUAUCCAGUAAGCCCUGAGCACUACACUGGGGCCUAAGGAGAGCCGGAGGAACCAGAGACUAUUCCAGGACCUGAACUACGCACCCGUGAAUCCAUGCUGUUGUACAGUGUAUGAGUGUGUGUGUUUGUACUGUAGUUGCGUUGUCGACUAGUUUCAUCAACAUGUGACAUGUUUGAAAGCAAACUUAUGAAAAAUGUUUCAAAACAUAUGUUUUGACUACACAAAAAUUCAAACAAAAGUGCCAUUCUCCAAUGCAGUGUUGAAAUAUAUUUUAGUUGCCAAUCAAAAUAUUGUUAGGUGGUUAUCAGUUUCCGUGGUGUUGGGGGGGGGGGGGAGAGGGGGGGUCUGCACCAGUAGGAGUUUGGAUCUUGUUGUUUUGAUAUGAGAGUGAGUGAGUUGCCAAGUGAAAAAAGAAAAAAUAGUAGAAUAAACACCUUUUAAAAGAUUUCAGUGGAAGGAUGACAGUACUGUGUUUGACUCUUAUGUGAUACUUCUGAAACUUAUUUCUUAAAAACACAACCUGAUAUAGGAACUCACCGUUCAUUUAUGCAUUCUUGCAUUAAACAUUAACUUCUGUUAUGUGCCACUUAGCAUUUGACUUAAUCCAUCCUGCAGUAGUAAAAAGGACAACUGCUAGUGCCUUUGUGUUGUCUUGGAGUUGAAUAUUUCGAACUACUUUCCCCUCAUUCCUUGUCAUUCUGUAGAGCCUUAAUUUACAUAGCAUACCCUGUACACUGUAUUUCAUGUGGUAUUUGUGUGAUUAGAUUUUUGAUUAGCUUCUGUUAAAGGGCAACCUCCUAGCCUUAUUCUAUUUCGAGACAAAAAAAAUCAGUGUGGCAGUGAGUGAUUGUCUUUAAUUUAUUCCUUUGCAUUGUUGCCAUGCUGUGUCAUGUUUACUGUACCUUCUGGUGCCUCUGCAUGUAGUGCCACACAGAAAUGACAUAGGCCAUUUUCACAUCAUGAAAAGCUAACCCUGCUAGAACAUUCCACUCACAUGAAGCAAAAUAUUUUUAUGGUCCAAGUCUGUUAUUCUAUUUGUGCCAGAAAUGCUUCAUCGUGCAUUGUGCAGAAUGCACAGACAAUUCAGACUGACUGUGUUUAAGUAUUACUCAGUAAGGUUCAUAUUGUAAACUUUAUUACCGGUACACACAAACCUUUUUACAACAAACUCGUAGUUUUAACCUAAGUGUUUCUAGUUCACCUAAUGUGGUUUAGAUUUAAUCAAUAAGUUCUAGAAUUACCUCAGGUGAGCAGAAUCACUAGAGGCGAUUAUGGUUAUUAAUUUUGUUGAGAAGGUUCUACUUCUGAAUGAUCCAUUGGAAUAUCAAAUCAGGAACAAUUUUAAUGACUUUCAAAUCACCCUUCAGAAGAACUACAUUUGUCUUCAGUCAGUUACAGAUGAACUCAGAGCAGAUCAUUAGAUAUCAAAAUAUGCUUGAUGUACAAAGGUGCAGAUGAAGGAUCUAUAGCGCACAAGAAUCUGACUGUGUCCCCUCUCUGUUUGCCUUUGUGUAGUACUGUGGACAAAUAUUCUGUUUGUGAGUGACAGAGUGAAAGUGUGAGAGUAAUGUUUUGUCAGAAUGGGUAAUCCAUUUGCCUUAAAAAAUAAACAUUAAAAAAAUAGUAGUCAUAUAUGGCUAUUUCAUAGGAUGUGUCCAGGUGCAUAUAGAUGAGAAAAUAUCAACAAAUGUGUGUGUUAGUCUUUUCUUGUGUUCUGCUUUACUUAUGUUGUUUGUAGGCAUCCUGUUCUUUUCACCUUAAUAAAUGGAUCUGCAUAGCAAA